Molecule: messenger RNA, 1558 nt
Organism: Mya arenaria
Lineage: Eukaryota; Metazoa; Mollusca; Bivalvia; Myida; Myidae
Exons: 2
Coding region: 2-1558 (518 amino acids)
Biological process (GO): G protein-coupled receptor signaling pathway
Cellular component (GO): plasma membrane
Molecular function (GO): G protein-coupled receptor activity
Source: RefSeq, a predicted model, not a curated record
UAUGUGUGUUGACCAAAUUGAAACGUGUAAAAACAUCGAAAGUAUACAUUCUGAGUUAACAUACGACGUCUGGCAAAAUGAGAAUAGAUCUAGCACAAAUUGUAUCGAAAAUAAUGUUGCGUUAUACGGUCACGUCAACUCGCUAGGAACCGAUAUUAAAUCUGAUAAAAUUAUUACCGAUACCGAUAACAACGUAAGCACCAUAAUAAGCCAAAAAUGCUGUCAACUAAAUUGCACGAGUGUGUUGGGCGGUAGUCAUAAUUCGCAGUGUAUUAAUACAAAUAUGGAAACAAAUGGAAACACAUAUACUCCAGCAGCCUCUUCUCAAGGUGACACUGUGUUCAUGUUUGAUAAGAAGGGUGUUCGGUGUGCACACUUAAACGUAUGUCAUUUGCUUCCGAAACUUGAGGAAAUUAAAUACCACCUUUGUCAAUCGUAUUCGCCAAAUAUAUUAGGUUUAUGUGAAACUUUUUUACACGCAGAUAUCAAUGACAAUAUGCUGCAAGUUAAGAAUUACACGUUUGAAAGGAAAGACCGAGAACAUAAAAAGGGAGGGGGUAUUCUUGUUUACGUGAACAAUAAUAUACAGUACCGUAGACGUCUAGAUCUCGAGGUAAAUGACAUUGAAUCGAUUUGGCUUGAAAUUAAUGGUCUAUAUUGCAAAUCGCUCUUAAUCAAUUUCAUUUAUCGACCUCCGAACUCCCAACAAAAAUGGAUUGACUUAUAUGAUAAGCAACUGGGAAUGUUCAUGGUAUACUUUCUUCUACACCUGUCGCCAUGGAUACUAGUUUUCAUUACAAUAGAACGUGUUGUAGUAGUUGUCUUUCCAUUGCAUAUUAAACAUAUAUUUACACUUAAACGUGCUAUUUUAGUCUUCGCUGUUACUGUUUUCUUUUUUACAAUACUAGAUGCUCACUUAUUGUUUCAUUUUCACCUUAUACCGGCUAACUUUGUUGUGCAAAAUGUAACAAAUAAAAGUGGGCUAGACCUUCCACAGCGAGCUGUAUGUGUUUACAAUGAAAGACAUACUUUUUUCAUGUUCAAAAUUUGGAACUGGAUUGAUUUCGUCUUUGCAUUUGGCAUACCGUUUCUUACACUGUUUAUUGGGAAUAGCCUUAUUAUUAGAACAUUAAUUAGUCAAGAGACUUUUAGGCACACCAGCUCGCUUAGGCCUGAGGUAAACCGUCGAACAAGCGAUAGUAAACGAUGGACAAAGGUCAGUGUUAUUCUCAGCCUGGCCUUUAUCAUGCUGGCGUUACCUAUUGUCGUGUACCAGAUUGGCCAACCAUUCUGGGUACCCGAACAACCAGACCAAGCCACUCGCAACACCCUGGAGUUGAUCCAAGUCAUCCUACAUAUUCUACUGUACACGAACAGCGCUAUAAAUGUCGUCCUGUUUCUCCUGCUCGGAAAUGCGAGGUUUCGGAAAGAGUUUAUGAAACCUUUACGAGAUUGUGUAUGUACAGUUUGCAAAUGUAUACGGACGAACACUCGAGGAAAUCUACAAGGGACAGAGAUGACAGCAACUCGAAACACGUUUCUUGGGAGUGAGUCAUGA